This is a messenger RNA of Pichia membranifaciens NRRL Y-2026, 1677 nucleotides long. RefSeq lists its product as hypothetical. The transcript has a single exon. Bases 1 to 1677 code for a protein of 558 amino acids. The record is from RefSeq and is a predicted model, not a curated record. Gene Ontology annotation, molecular function: arylsulfatase activity. Lineage: Eukaryota; Fungi; Ascomycota; Pichiomycetes; Pichiales; Pichiaceae.
AUGUCGUCUACUAAAAAGCCGAAUUUUAUGGUAAUUGUUGCAGAUGAUCUUGGCUUCACUGAUACAUCGGCAUUUGGAGGUGAAAUCAAUACCCCGAAUCUUCAAAGACUAGCAGAGAGGGGUUUAAGAUUCACUGAUUUUCACACCGCUUCUGCAUGUUCUCCUACAAGAUCAAUGCUUUUAUCAGGAACAGAUAACCAUAUUGCUGGACUUGGUCAAAUGAAUGAGUUUGCAGAAAGAAUCCCUGAAAGGUUUGGAGGUAAACCCGGCUAUGAAGGAUACCUAAAUUUCAAGGUAGCAGCAUUGCCUGAAAUUUUGAAAGAUUCUGGGUACUACAACUUUAUGUCCGGUAAAUGGCAUUUGGGGCUAUCUCCCGAGCACUGGCCCGACAAAAGUGGAUUUGAAAAAUCCUUCGCAUUACUACCUGGUGCUGGAAACCAUUUCAAGUACUUUCCAAAGGACAAAAAAGGCGAAUACUUAAACUUUUUAAGCCCAAUUUUUGAGGAGAAUGGAAAAAGAUUGGAUCCUGAAGUCGAUAUUCCUGAGGACUACUACAGUACUGAUUAUUUCACUGACAAGUUUAUUGAUUUUCUCAGAUUGGAUGAUAGGAAGGAGAGACCAUUCUUUGGGUUUUUAACCUACACGGCCCCUCACUGGCCGUAUCAAGCACCUGAUGAGAUUAUUGCUAAAUACAAGGGGGUGUAUGACGAUGGUCCUGAAGAGUUGAGGCAACAGCGUUUAACCAGAGCAAUAAAACUUGGAAUUUUGCCGGAGGGUGUUGAGCCGCAUAAGGUUGAAACUCAAAGAGCCAAGGCUUGGAAAGAGUUAAAUGAUAAAGAAAAAGAAGUGGAGAGUAGGAUAAUGGAAAUUUAUGCUGCUAUGGUUGAAAUUAUGGAUACCAAUAUUGGUCGUGUAUUGGAUGAAAUUAAGCAUUUAGGGGAAGAAGAAAACACAUUUGUUUUGUUCAUGUCUGAUAAUGGUGCUGAAGGAAUGAUGAUGGAAGCGCUAUCCACUACUGCAGAAAGAUUUCAAUAUUUUGUUGGUAACUAUUACAAGAAUGAGUUCCACAAUUUAGGGAAAAAAGAUUCAUUUGUUUGGUAUUCAGACCAAUGGGCCCAAGCAGCUACAGCACCUUAUUAUAUGUAUAAGAUGUGGGCUUCUGAAGGUGGUAUAAGGUGCCCACUUAUUGUCAGCUAUCCUGAUCUAAUCGAGAAAAAAAACGAUGGAAUAGUCAAGCCUGCUUUUGUCACAGUUAUGGAUAUUCUACCUACUAUUCUCAAUAUUGCAGGAAUCGAGCAUCCAGCUCCAGUCUUUCAAAAUCGUCAGGUUGCAUGUGUUAAAGGAACUCCAUGGACGAAGUACCUUCAAGGUAAAUCUGAUCGUGUUCAUGACGAAGACAAGGUGACCGGAUGGGAAUUGUUUGCACAGCAAGCAAUAAGAAAAGGUAGGUUUAAGGCUUUGUUCAUACCUAAACCUUUAGGUGAAGACAAAUGGCAACUUUUUGAUUUAUCAAAAGAUCCGGGUGAAACCAGUGAUUUGGCCUUGGUUAAGCCUGACUUACUGAAAGAAUUAGUCAAUCAUUGGUCAGAGUAUGUUGCGGAAACAGGCCUUGUUGAAUGCGCAGAUAUUUUCUAUGAGACACUUAAAGGAGAAUAUGAGCCGAGAGUUUUAUAUUAG